This is a messenger RNA of Sodiomyces alkalinus F11, 1275 nucleotides long. RefSeq names its product FAD/NAD(P)-binding domain-containing protein. The transcript is spliced from 6 exons. Bases 1 to 1275 code for a protein of 424 amino acids. Gene Ontology annotation, molecular function: monooxygenase activity; FAD binding. NCBI's taxonomy places the organism in Eukaryota, Fungi, Ascomycota, Sordariomycetes, Glomerellales, Plectosphaerellaceae. The record is from RefSeq and is a predicted model, not a curated record.
AUGGCAAGUUCACCAGUCGACACCCAGGUCCUCAUCGUCGGUGGAGGUAUCGGCGGCCUCACCCUCGCCGCUAUUCUCCAGCGCCUCGACAUUCCCUGCAUCGUCCUGGAACGGUCCAGCACACACACUCCGGUAGGUGCCGGCAUCUCGCUGGCCCCCAACGGUCUGCGCAUGCUCGACCAGCUGGGCAUCUACGAGAAGGUCCUGGCCGCGGGCCAGAAGCUUCGCAAAGUUCAGAUCUGGCGCAACGACUCCCAAUGGAACACCCUGGACUGGUCCCCCUGCGAAGCCAAGUUCGGCUACCCGGUCAUGUCCAUGGAGCGGCACCACUUCCAGCGCCUCCUGCACGAGGCCGCCGGCGGCGAGGAAUUCGUCCAGUACGGCGCCAAGGUCGUCGACGUGAUCGACAACCCCAGCGAGCCGGGCGUCAAGGUCAUCCUCGACUCUGGCAAGGAGUACCGCGCCAACAUGGUCGUCGGUGCUGAUGGCAUCCGCUCCGUCGUGCGCCGCUGUCUUGCCAGGGACGAGGGCAUGAAGGAGGCCAACACGAUCAAGUUCACCGGCCGCGUGCACAUGAGCGGCAUCACGGAGCCCCUCGCUAACCUCAACAGCGAGCACCUGGGCGUGGCCAACUGGAUGCUCUACGAUCACGCCACACUUACCACUUGGCCUUGUCAUAACAACAGCCAGUGGUUUAUUGGUGUUGCUAAAUCCGAAGAUGCGGUUGCUACCGAUCGCUCGGUAUGGGCCAAAUGCACAGAAGAUACCAUCAACAAAGUCUAUGGGGAAGGAUUCCAUCCCUUCGCCGAGAGCGGGAAAAUGAGCGAGUUGGUCAACAAGAAUCAACGCAUCCUUGCGUCCAAUGUCUUCCAGGAAACCGAGUUUCCUUCCAUGUCACGUGGCAGAGUUUGCCUGAUGGGUGAUGCUGCGCACUCCAUGUCCUCAGCCUUCGGCCAGGGAGGAAACAUGGCGAUCGAAGAUGCCGCGGUGCUCGCCAAUCUGAUCCAGGCGAACCGCGAUUCGCUAGACAAUGCCGCUCCCUUCCUGACCGAGUACAGCGAUAUGCGCUGCAAGCGAGCUCAGGACGUGGUCAAGUUCAGCUUCCGCUUCAUUCUCCUGCACGGCGCCAUCUUGCCCUACGGCAUUGGCAAGCUGCUCCGCUGGCUCGUGUAUGCGUUCCUGCCCGCUUCGACCUGGCUCUGGUACCUCCAGUGGUUGUAUGGCUAUCAGCCCACCGUCGAUGCUCUGGGCACUCCCACCAAGGCCUCGAAGUGA